UGGUACGAGUCACAGCUGUAGCACCAAUGCAUUCUGCCAAGACACUGAUGGCUCAUACACAUGUAUGUGUAAAAGUGGAUACACCGGAAUUGGCACAACUUGCAAUGAUAUUAAUGAAUGUGCCAGUGCACAAAACCACGACUGCCACUCAGCGGCUUCCUGUACAGACACUGAUGGUUCAUAUACAUGUAUGUGCAAUAGUGGUUACACAGGAAAUGGCACAACGUGCAAGGAUAUCAAUGAAUGUGUUGAUGGAAGUCACACAUGUAAUACCAAUGCACAGUGCCAAGACACUGAUGGUUCAUACACAUGUAUGUGCAAUAGUGGAUACACAGGAAAUGGCAUAACUUGCAAUGAUAUCAAUGAAUGUGUUGAUGGAAGUCACACAUGUAAUACCAAUGCACAGUGCCAAGACACUGACGGUUCAUAUACAUGUAUGUGCAAUAGUGGUUACACAGGAAAUGGCACAACGUGCAAUGAUAUCAAUGAAUGUGUUGAUGGAAGUCACACAUGUAAUACCAAUGCACAGUGCCAAGACACUGAUGGUUCAUACACAUGUAUGUGCAAUAGUGGAUACACAGGAAAUGGCACAACUUGCAAUGAUAUUGACGAAUGUGCCAGUGGUAUGAGUCAUGGAUGCAGUGCCAAUGCUGGGUGUAGUAACAAUGCUGGUAGCUUCCAAUGCACAUGUAAUGCUGGAUACAGUGGAAAUGGGGUUCAUUGUACAGGUAUGCUGCUUACUGACUAAUUGUCAAUGAAUUGGUUAUGUGUGUUGACCCUUAGUCAAUUAUCUAUCCAUCUCUUAUUUUCAAAGAUCACACAGCAAUGAAGCAGAUCUUUGUAUUUCUGGCUCUGUACACUGGACAUAGAGCACUGUACGCAGCCUGACGACCUUAGACAAUAGUCUAUCUCUGACUAUAUACCUCUUCAGGCUCUCUCUAUCUACUAGUAUCUUGCUCAUUUUUUAGACCAGCAACACUCUCCAUGGCAACACUCUCCAUAGCAACACUCUCCAUAGCAACACUCUCCAUAGCAACACUCUCCAUAGCAACACUCUCCAUAGCAACACUCUCCAUAGCAACACUCUCCAUAGCAACACUCUCCAUAGCAACACUCUCCAUAGUGAUGCUGCGCAACUUAUAGUUGUGGUAGUAGUGGGUGUGUUCAGCUGGUCUUGUACGGUUCUGGAUUUCUGGAUGAGUCAAUAAGGAGAUUUUGAUCGCCAUGCACCCUAACACUGCAAUCAGUGUAUACCCUCUCUUCAUCCAUUCUUGUCCUUUUCUCAAAAUGCGAAGCCUCCGCUGUAGCCAUCCACUGUAUCCAUAGA
Molecule: messenger RNA, 1327 nt
Organism: Sycon ciliatum
Lineage: Eukaryota; Metazoa; Porifera; Calcarea; Leucosolenida; Sycettidae
Product: fibrillin-1-like
Exons: 1
Coding region: 65-748 (227 amino acids)
Molecular function (GO): calcium ion binding
Source: RefSeq, a predicted model, not a curated record